UUGAUCCAGGGCGGUUGAGCAAAACUUUUACGAAUAAACUCAACGCCAGGAAAGAUUACAGCGAGUUUGUGGAAAGCGCAGAGCAGCCAGUGAGGCAUUGGGUUGAAAUUCACUGCCAUACCUCAUUCGACAGCGUUUGAUUAGAUAUCCUUGACAAAAGGAUCUGAAGAUCACCAAGUGCCUAGUCCAGAGUACCAGUGACAAUAAAUCAUCAUCAUUCAUCCUCAUCAUUCAUUUACUACUGCUCAGACCCACCGAAAGUUUCUUCUGAUAACCUUGAAUUAGGAUUUACUGAACUACUGAAAAUGGAGAUGAAUCCAACAGAAGAAGAAAAUGAAAAUCUGAAUGAAGUGAGGAACAGAGAAUCACAACAAUGUUGUGCGUGGUGUCAAAAGGUGCAUACAACAGUGUCUAAUUGGAUGCUCCCUGAAGACAUGAGAAGUCGCUAUUUGGAAAGGGCAACUUGCUUUCCUCCACCGAUCUUCAUUAUCUCUAUAAGUUUGGCUGAGCUGGCUAUUUUUAUUUACUAUGCAGUCUGGAAGCCUCAGAAGCAAUGGAUUACCUUGGACACAGGGGUAUUGGAAAGUCCAUUCAUAUAUAGGCCAGACAAAAGACAGGAAGCUUGGAGAUUUGUUUCAUACAUGCUAGUGCAUGCUGGUGUCCAGCACAUUAUAGGGAACCUAGUUAUGCAACUUAUUCUGGGAAUUCCAUUAGAGUUGGUUCACAAAGGUCAUCGGGUUGGGCUGGUCUAUCUUGCAGGGGUAAUUGCAGGCUCAUUGGCUAGCUCAAUAUUUGAUCCAAUGCUUCAACUAGUUGGAGCUUCAGGUGGAGGCUAUGCUCUAAUGGGAGGCUACUUUAUGAAUGCAUUAGUGAACUUUAGACAAAUGGUGCCACUAUUCGGUGUUUUCAGAUUAGCUUUUAUUCUGAUCAUAGUGGGUACUGAUAUGGGGUUUGCCUUAUACAGAAGGUUCCUUGUUGGAGGAGAUGGUUUGCGUGUAUCAUUUGUGGCUCACAUUGCAGGCGGUCUAGCUGGAAUGACCAUUGGCUAUGUGGUUUUCAGCUGCUACAAUCAGAAACUCUUAAAGGAUCCCAGAUUUUGGGCUUCGAUAUUAGCAUAUGUUUCAUGUGUGGUGUUUGCCAUCAUAUUCAACAUCUUCCUGUCUCCUGCUACUUAAACAAUAGAGCCGGAAUAGCUUGGUCAUACGCUUUUUAAAAUGUACAGUAAUGCAGACAGAUUAUUCAUCAAACAGUCAUGACAAGGAACACCUUGUCGCUCUUUAAGGGCAGUGGAACAAACAUUUCCGCAAACAAUGUAGUGAUUUAUUUUUCACCCUUUAACACUGGCAGUGUUUGUAGAGUUGACUUUAAUGAAUCAUCAUCUCUUAACAACUUGUGCUUUGCCUUGAAUAUAGAGAAAGAGAAGAAUAUAUAGAGAAUUGAUGGCCUUUUUUGAUAAGUUACAUAGUACAAUGUUACAAUAUGCGACCUUCUUACAGCUUGUCCUUUUUUUUGUUAUGUUGAAGUAUUGUAAAGUUUUAUUGAUCCCAGUGCUGAAAUUACAAUCUUUAGUGUACUUACAUGUUCACACUUUUGAAUGGAUGAGCAGCAGACUGAAUGAUACACCCCAGGCCUGAUUUUCAAUCCCAAGUUAGAUAUGAAAGAGAAUCUAGCUCAGCAAAUCCCACCUUUCAAAAUGGCCAGCCAUAAUUCUGAUGUUCAGUCCAGGGAGUUGGAUGGAUUGGGAGUUGCACUGAGUGACCUAGGUGAAUCUCAGAGGCUGUGUUGCUUUAUGCCCAUCUCCUCAUCGUCUUGGCUCCUCAUACCCCUCGUGCCAUUCAAUGCCUAUCUAUCCAUCUCUCAAAGUUGGUGAAAUCUGUGUUCAUUAACACAUUCCCCUUUUGACCUUGUAUUGCCCCUAUGCCAUCCUAUUGUCCUCUAUCCAUCUCCCACAGUCUCUUCAAGUUUAUGUGCCCCCAUGUCACUGAUCAUUCCAAUGGCUAUUAAAGCCCCUUUGCCAACUCAUGACAACUCACAUCUCCCACUAUCCACCUUUUAUCUUUCCUUCUGUGAAAAAACUAAUAAAAAAAAUCUUGUACUGUAACAUUCAAUGGCAUGCAGUUGCAAGAUGCGAGCUGCUAGCUAUGGAUAAAAAUACAAGGACACAAAACUGUAAGUUGUCAGUUCCCAAGAAGGGAUACCACAGGCUUUAGGCCUUGACACUUUAAACAAUACAUGGGAAGACAUAUGGGAUCACCAUACCGAUUGCUGUAGGAGUUAACUUGCCUGCAAGAUAGCAAAGAAGGUUAAUGCUCACAGCUCCGCAAAGGGGUUGUUUAUCCAUUGAACAUUUGUGCCUUGACAGAUGUCAUUAAAAUACCAGGGACAUCAUUAAAAUACCAGGGAAUAUGAUUGAUAUUUAAAAGCCAGACAUAAACUAUCAUGUUAAGAACAAAUUAUAGCCUGUAUUACAAUUUAACCUGAUUCUGUAGUAUAUACAUGCCUUCACACUAAUUGUAUAUUACGAUUAGACAGGGGUACCUAUAUAGGGAUUGGUUAGUUGUACUUAUAUGCUAUGCAUGAUGCCAACCUAAUCAAUAGUAACAUCUGAAUUUAGAUAAUUCUACACCUCUUAAUUGCUAAAUGUUAAAUUCUUGUAACUGAAUUCAAAAAUAUAACUGACUCUGUAAUCCUUUGUUCCAGGUCUCCAUUGUGUUAGGUUCAGAUACUCUUUACACCUUGCUUUAGCAAGCAAUAAUGGUUGUUUUAAACGCUCGGAAAAUCUCCGUCUACUCAGUCUCUGCAGAUAAGGGUCAGAGGAUAGCAAGGCAACUAUUAAAUCCUGAAAACUCCCACAACAUUACCAAUGCCAACUAACCUAGUAUGGGUAAAACUCAGGAGUUAUGAAGAUAGUGUCUGUUAAAGAUCUCACUAUUAGAAAAAAAACUGCUUUUACUGAUUUGAGAAUAAUGUCAAUAUACUGAAAUUCCUUCAACCAAUCCCUUACUGUCAACAAACAUUUCCAUUCAAUAAGCAGUUGGAACUGUCCAUCAAACUGUUCAUUUGUUAGACACCCCAUUGUAAAAAUGGUAGUUUGGGAAAGCAGCACAAACUUGUAAUAAUUUUGUGUUAACAGGCACACUGAAAUACUUGCAGCUUUUUUUUCACUCCUCACUUCUUUUUUAGGAAGUUCCUUGAAAACCCAAGCAAUCCCAAUUAAUUUAUGAACUGUUUAUGCAUAAGUGUACGUUUUCAAAAUCACAAAGGAUGCCUUAUCCUCUUCAAUGGGUGGCUUGCCUCCACCAAAGGAAUCUUGGGACCACAUCCAAAGGUGUACCUUACCUCUCAAAAGGGGAAAAGAUAUAAAACUUUCUUUCAGUCCUCACUCCAUUCUCUUUUAACAUACACACUCUCCAUGCACCACCCAAGCCAAAAUGAACACUACACUCUAUUUAGUAAAGCACUUUCAUUCACAAGAACACAUUUUGAUACUUUUUGAUAAGGAAAUCAAGAUUUAUCUACACACUCAAGGUUCUAGAUUCCAAAAUCCAACUUCAAUGGAGGCAGCUGGUAACUUAAAUGGCCCGUUGAUCUAUUGAUCAGCCCCAAUCCUGCCCCUGUGAAAAUGGGAAACACUGAGUUCGAGGAAUGGACUUGAGAUUCCUGAUGUCUUCUGGCAUUUUCGCCACAACGGAGACACAUUCCAACAGAAUGAAAAUUAGGUCCCAGUGUGACCAGAUUGGACGAAUUGAAUUUAAUAAAGUAAAUAUCGCAAAUUUGUCCGGAUUUUCGUGUAAAACUAUCAGUCACUUUUUUCAGACAGACUGCAUCUUUAAACUUUUACAAUACUAUUUCCUGAACGACCAUCGUUGUCCAACAAUUUUUCCUCUUAAUGCUGUUCCAGUAUUAUGUUUAUUUGUAUUAUCUCAAUAUAUACUAUAGGAAUUGAUAGCUUGAAUCUCAGGUUUCAGCACAUGCAUUCAUCAUGCUUUUGCAGAUAACAGUUUACUGAAUUUGCUAACUUUAUUAAUUUUAUUUGUCUAAUUUUAACCUUUUAAAAUUUGAAGUAUAACAAUUCAAGGUAAAUCGUUAUUACAUUGUUGUGAACUUGAAUUUAGAGUUUGUUUUUUAAUUUUAAAGGGUUUUUGUAUACUUUUGUUGUUAAACAUUUAAUGGAAAAAGAAUUCUGCUCAGCCACUUAGGACUUGCAUUUUAACCUAUUUUCAUCUGUCUGUGUCAUCACAGUUUCUCCAAAUGGUCCGGUGUUCCGAUCACUUGGGCCAAAUUUGUGAUGUAAUUUUCCAUUUGCCAUUUCUUUUCCUGUUAGACCGGACAGAGCCAUUUUUAUUUUUGUUUUCAAACUAAGUCUGCUCCAGUCCAGAUUCUCUUCUUACUGUCUGUGUACUACUAAAAGCAUUUGAUUAAUUUUGUAAUCAUUUUAAUGCAAUUUUUUGUACAUUGAGAUAUGAAAUAAUAUUCAAAUAAUUGAUUACAUGUACAUGUUUUGUUAGUAAAUAAAUCUAACUACCAUGGGACGAUGUUCCCUGAAUGUUAAA
Molecule: messenger RNA, 4553 nt
Organism: Rhincodon typus (whale shark)
Lineage: Eukaryota; Metazoa; Chordata; Chondrichthyes; Orectolobiformes; Rhincodontidae
Gene: rhbdl2
Product: rhomboid, veinlet-like 2 (Drosophila)
Exons: 9
Coding region: 306-1175 (289 amino acids)
Cellular component (GO): membrane
Molecular function (GO): serine-type endopeptidase activity
Source: RefSeq, a predicted model, not a curated record